AUCUUCUUUAAUCCCAGCCUCUUAAACGACCGCCUGUUACCAACUCCCACCGUCACAGCCUCACUUGGAUCCCGCACCUCAGCCACUACCUCCAACGAGCAAAGCCACGUGGAUCCAAAACAAGAGGGUUUGAAAUUCUUCCUUGCCUCGGUAUAGAAAGUAGAAAAAGCCCUGUCGUCACAGUUUCUCUUUUAGCAUCCAUUUAUAGGGGAAAAGAAAUAUUUUCCCGACCGCCUUAACCAAAAACAUUCGGUUUUUUGUUUACCUUUCGUCCAAACACACUAUUCUUUUCAUUCAUUUCUCGAUCAUUUUUCCUUUUUCUUAGAAUUGAUAAGGCUAAUUGUUGUUCCCUGCAUUUAGUGGGGGGAAAUUUCGACGACAGGUUUGAGCCUUAACUGUUUUUUUUCCCUUUUCAUUUAAAAAAAAUUAUGAUAACUCCCUCGUUUUCUGCAAUAUUUAUGUUAUUUUUAUUUUAUCUUCUUUCUAAGUGGCUUUAGUAACACUAGAUUAGGCUUUAUUUUUCUUCAGUAUGAUCGACAUUCUAGGGUUUCUUUCAAUGUUGCCUUUUGUUUUCCUUCUAGUCAAUUAUUAGUUGCUUUUGUUUAUCGAUGGCAAUUAGGGCUAAGUAAUUUUCUUGUUUGUUUGCUGAGAAAACUAAAAAAAAUGCAGUUUUGAUUAAUCGUUGAUUUAGGCGAAAAUUGACUCAAGUACAGUUCCUUUCUUUGCUUUGCUUUGGUGUGCUUGAGAUAAUUUAAUUGAAGUACGUACUGCUAAUUCGGUUGCUUUCAUUGAACAUUAGAUAUAUAUUUUGUGAAUAUUACAAUGUUUUUUCUUGAAUGUUGAUAAAUUUGGGCAUAUACAAAACAAAUGUUUGUCUCUUAGUGCAGGAACCUUUCUAGCUAAGCAACGAACCUCGGAAUAUUUAUUCACUUUAUGUUGUUUUUGUUCCUCUAAAUGAAUUUGAUAUUGGGGUCUCCUUGUUCUUUUUGAAACUAUGCUUCCUAACAGAGCGGCUAAGAGCUUUGUAUUAUUCUUGCUGAUUAUGUAUUUAUUCCUAUUUAAUGUAUACUGUACGCUUUAGCAUGUUCUAGUUGAUAAUGUAAUGACUCAUAACCUUUGGAUUGCUAAGAAGAUUGGUAGAUGAGUGAACACUAAAAGAUAAAAGGAUCUAUGCAUACAGAAAAAUUGUUGGAUAUCUGUAUUGGAGUAAUCACCUUUUAGCAUCAGUUUAUAGUUACUGAAAGUGGGCAGAUUAUACCAUUCUCAUAGAGUCACUCCUAAGCUCAUCUGUUUUUGCUUUUCAUGCUGUUCAGUUGAUUUUUUGAAAUUAAGAUGGGUUGUAACUUACUUCCCAUAUUUUCAAACUGGAAUUGUCAUUAAUCAGUGCUUCUUGUUAUUUGGCUGAGCUUAUUUUUUGUAUAGACGUGUAAUUUAUUACCUCUUUAUAGGUUAGUAUGGUUCAAUAUUUAAUCUCGACUCUUUUUCUUUGUAUUAAUGGAACUUUGGAACUGCAUUUAUGCAAUACUUCCUUUCAACCUGAAUGCCAUUUUCUCUUCAUUAAAAUAUUGGUUAUCAAUGUUCUGUUGGUUCUUAUGGUAUUUCUUGUUGAUUUUUGGUGUCCAUGCUCUCUACUGGUAAUUUUGGUCCUGGUCUACCUAGCUUAUUUCUUUUUCUUUUGGAAGCAAGUUUUCAUGGUAAUACCAUACAAAGGAUAUGAGCAGAGAAGGAUAAUGGAAUUGUAGUUUGUUUGCAGAAGGGAAACAUAUAUUGGGUGACCAAAGAACAAGGAGUGGCGAAUAUAUUUUUCGAGUUUUAGAUUCUUCAGCAAGUUAAAAUUGUGACAAGCACACUCCUGUUGGACCAUUGAAUAAGAUUCGCCUGCUACGAUUCCAUGGGAUGGAGAGGUGUCUUCUAUUCUUCACUUUUUCUUCUCACUCUAGUCGAAUCUUCAAGUAGAUCAGAGAAAAUAUUGUUCUCAAACUUGGGUGCCCAAAAAGCUGUAGAAUUCAGCUGGCCAGUCUUCAGUGCUAGCAUAUUUGUCUUUGUCGCUCUUGUCCUCUCUAUGUACCUCAUCUUUGAGCAUUUAGCUUCUUAUAAUCAACCAGAGGAGCAGAAGUUUUUAAUAGGACUCAUUCUUAUGGUUCCUGUUUAUGCGUUGGAAUCGUUUUUAUCACUGUUGGACUCAGGUGCUGCUUUCAAUUGUGAAGUAAUUCGGGACUGUUAUGAAGCUUUUGCGUUGUACUGCUUUGAGAGAUAUUUGAUAGCUUGUUUAGGUGGGGAGGAGCGUACAAUUCAAUUUAUGGAAAGUCAGACGGUAAUCACUGCCAGCACCCCUCUUUUGGAAGAUGCAUAUUCAUAUGGUGUUGUGGAACAUCCUUUUCCAUUAAAUUGGUUCUUGAAGGAUUGGUAUCUUGGUCCCAAGUUCUAUCAUGCUGUAAAGAUUGGAAUUGUUCAGUAUAUGAUACUGAAGAUGAUCUGCGCAUUAUUGGCAAUGAUUUUGCAAUCCUUUGGAGUUUAUGGAGAAGGAAAGUUCGAAUGGAGAUAUGGUUAUCCAUACUUGGCUGUUGUACUUAAUUUCAGUCAGACCUGGGCCCUAUAUUGUCUUUUACAGUUCUAUGCUGUUACUAAAGAGAAGUUGGAACCAAUUAGACCUUUGGCCAAGUUUUUGACAUUCAAGUCAAUUGUAUUCCUGACAUGGUGGCAAGGUGUAGCCGUUGCAUUUCUCUUUUCCAUGGGAGCUUUUAAGGGGUCAUUGGCUCAGGAACUGAAAACAAGAAUUCAAGAUUAUAUUAUCUGUAUUGAGAUGGGUGUUGCUGCUGUUGUGCAUCUUUAUGUCUUCCCUGCGGUACCUUACAAGCGUGGAGAAAGAUGUGUCCGAAAUGUAGCUGUUAUGACUGACUAUGCAUCUCUGGGAACACCCCCAGAUCCCGAGGAGGUCCAAGAUUGUGAAAGAACUACUAGGAUGCGCUUGGAUCGACAUUAUGAAAGGGAGAAGCGUUUGAACUUUCCCCAGAGUGUUCGUGAUGUGGUCUUGGGAAGUGGUGAAAUUAUUGUUGAUGACAUGAAGUAUACAGUGUCACAUGUUGUUGAACCAGUUGAAAGGGGAAUUGCAAAAAUAAAUAAGACCUUCCAUCAGAUAUCAGAAAAUGUGAAACGCCAUGAAGAGGAGCGGCGGAGGAACUCUAAGGAUGACAGUUACCUUGUCCCUUUAAGUUCAUGGAAUAGGGAAUUUUCUGAAGCUCGUGAGAAUGUUGUAGAAGGCAGUGUUAGCGACAGCGGUUUGGCAGCCACCGGGAAGAGAAAUAAUAAUAUCCAAGCUCGGAACAGAAGUGCUAGAUAGUAUGUGCGGGUAGCUGUUCAUUGCAAUUGGAGUUAACAAAAAAGUAUUUGAACAUGGUAAUUUUAGUGGACAAUAUCAAAGAUGCUUUGGAAAUUCGAAUCUUGUCAGAUAUUGUUUUCUCCCACUUGCGCCCCCCCCCCUUUUAAAUGCUUGGUUGGAAUGAUGGUCCCAUUGGAAAGGGGUUGGGAGGGAACAAAACCUCCAUACUUUUCUAACAUUGAGAAAUGUAUAGAGCAGAGGCCCCCCGACUUAACUGCAAAAUUUUGCUGCAGUUUGGUAAAUUGUAUAGAAUACACUUUUAUGAACAGGUGAAAAUCAUGAUGUUACUAUAUACACCCCAUUGUACAAGUAAUAUUUACUUUUUCUUUUUUGGUUUGGAUC
Molecule: messenger RNA, 3721 nt
Organism: Gossypium raimondii (Peruvian cotton)
Lineage: Eukaryota; Viridiplantae; Streptophyta; Magnoliopsida; Malvales; Malvaceae
Product: protein LAZ1 homolog 1
Exons: 9
Coding region: 1892-3340 (482 amino acids)
Biological process (GO): transport
Molecular function (GO): transporter activity
Source: RefSeq, a predicted model, not a curated record